AAGCUACAUAUCGCAACCAAACGUCACCAACACCUUCAAUCCCACAACCAUUACACCCCCUCGGUCCUAUCACCAUCCAUCCCAAUAACAAACCAUACCAAAGACACAAACAAAGACAAACCCGCAAUGGCGCCCUCCCUCCGCGCCCUCCUCCAAAACCUAUCCUCCCUCCUCCCCCACCUCUCCCCCAUCACCAACGACAUCACAAGCACAUCCUCAAGCCUCGCAGCACCACCGACCACAUACGAACCACUCUCCGGCGCGCCACAAUGCCCAAUCGACGGCUCCGCCAGGAACGCGUGCUGCCACGUCUACCCCUCCAGCCGCCUCCUCCUCACCCAAUAUUGGGAUGACACCGUCCAUGCCCCCGGCGCAGAGGAGGAUUGGACGCUUCACGGACUAUGGCCCGAACCAUGCGAUGGAAGCUACAAAGCAUUUUACGGCACGGAGCUUCAAUUCACCAACAUCACCGACAUCCUGAAGCAUUACGGUCAAGAUGAACUCCUGGCGUUGAUGGAGAGAUACUGGGUAGCAGCAUACGGCGCAAACAACAACCUCUGGGCCAACGAGUACAACACCCACGCAAGCUGCAUAAACACCCUCUCCUCAACCUGCUACGACACCGCAUACGACACCGGCAUCCAAGUCGUCGACUACUUCACCCGCGCCUUCUCUCUCUUCCGCCAACUCGACACCUUCACGGCGCUCGAGAGGGCCGGCAUCACGCCCUCAAUCUCCAGACGCUACGCUCUCGCCGAGGUGACCAGGACGCUGGAGAGGCUGAGCGGCGGCCGCGUGGUGCUGCGGUGCUCCGGACAAGGACGCGAUGUACUUCACGAGGCGUGGUACAGCUAUUCUCUAAUGGGGAGCCUGCAGACGGGACAGUUUGUUCCCGCGAGCGACCUGGGAAGCUACGGUGAGGCGAGUAACUGCGCCAAGGAGGUCAGGUACCUGCCCAAGACGUGCAAGGGCAACUGCCCGAAUGCGGAACUAUAGAGCCAUUAUCGAGCUCGGACUGCGCUUUGGUUAUGAUAGGCACGAUGCUCUUGGGAUAUUGUUUGGUUUACACAAUGGGAUAUCUGCAUUUGGGAAUACUGGCCAGGCGUUUGGGCAGGGAAUGGGG
This is a messenger RNA of Colletotrichum scovillei, 1123 nucleotides long. Its product is annotated as ribonuclease T2 family protein. NCBI's taxonomy places the organism in Eukaryota, Fungi, Ascomycota, Sordariomycetes, Glomerellales, Glomerellaceae. Gene Ontology annotation, molecular function: RNA binding; ribonuclease T2 activity. Gene Ontology annotation, cellular component: extracellular region. The transcript has 3 exons. The record is from RefSeq and is a predicted model, not a curated record. Gene Ontology annotation, biological process: RNA catabolic process. Bases 127 to 996 code for a protein of 289 amino acids.